AGACUAUACACAUGUGCUUCCAUAUAUUAUUUAUAUUUGAUAGAUGAAUGAAAUGUUAUUUAUUUUACAGGGUUCUCUAUGUUUGGCAUUCCUUUUAUACUCUUUCUAACAGGGUUGGUGUCAACUAGCUAGUUCAACUCAAUGGUUUAUAUACCGGUUUAUUUUCUUUUCAAGUUCCGAUGUGGGAUACUCUUUAACACUCCACCUCAAGUGGACAACCGGGCCAUUUUGAAUCUAACCGGUUGACCACUUGCAAAUGGACUCCCAUCCCAUUGAUUUUUUUUAGCGCCAACACCUAAAGGACCACGAGCUGCUGGGUAUGGACUUCCAGACGAGCAAUCGUGUUAAACGGGUCACAUGCCAUUGGGUACAUACUCCAUACGGACAAAUGGGCUAAACACUAACGGGCCGCUAGGAAUGAACGUCUAGACAGACACCUUGACAGACCAGAUGGGAAUCCUAACUAAACAAGGAAAGGGAAUCCCUAUACAAGAGGUGUCGACAGGUGAGACUGAGACCUCUAAAGAUCGAGGAGGAGAGAACAAACACCUCAAAUCAAGGUACCUUGUUGAGUCCGCGAAGCUAAAGGGAAAG
Messenger RNA from Cuscuta campestris, 594 nucleotides. Lineage: Eukaryota; Viridiplantae; Streptophyta; Magnoliopsida; Solanales; Convolvulaceae. The record is from the annotation of a GenBank genome assembly.